This is a messenger RNA of Gaeumannomyces tritici R3-111a-1, 5531 nucleotides long. RefSeq lists its product as hypothetical. The record is from RefSeq and is a predicted model, not a curated record. Bases 144 to 4529 code for a protein of 1461 amino acids. Gene Ontology annotation, cellular component: Rpd3S complex. Gene Ontology annotation, biological process: regulation of transcription by RNA polymerase II. The transcript has 3 exons. Lineage: Eukaryota; Fungi; Ascomycota; Sordariomycetes; Magnaporthales; Magnaporthaceae.
GUGCACGCUGUUUGGGGGCAGGGCUGCUUUCGCUGAAAGAAGGGGGCGGCCGUCCGCCUGCGUGCGUUGGCUCUCGCCCGAACCGCCCAAAAUUGCUUCGUCGGCCCCAACCUUCCCAAACCACCACCUCCCACCCGCCCAGCAUGUUUUCAGGCAGCACCACCCGGGCCACGCGCUCGAGGAUCUCAAGCCCGCAACUGCCUGCGAACCCGUCGUCUGACUCGGCAAAGAAACAAACGUUCAUGGAACGUUGGCUGGAGCCCGCAGUCCAGCACCGCCCGAGCUAUCAGGAGGCUGGCCUGCUGCGACACGGGGUUGUCGAGAAUAUGGUACCGCUGGGCACUCUGCCAAAACCCGCAGCCACAAGAAAGAACCAGGAGCAGCACUUUCGUCGCAUUGUCCUGAAGACAGGAGGCGCCCAAAACCAGACUCAGAACCAGAACCAGGCCCGGGCAGAGCCGCAAGGAGACGGAGACAUUACGGAGCCAGCAGCAGAUAUUGCGCAGACUUCGGACGAGGCCGCUGAUUCUGAGCCAGAGCCGAUAAUGGCAUCUGCAGUGGAGGACGCACCAGAGGUCGUGGCCGAUGUCGCUCCGGCGAAGGGCCCUCAGACGGCCGUCACCUCGCACCUCACCCGCCGCUCACUUCCCUCCUCAUCCGCAAAAGGUGAAGAAGCACAGGAACCGAGGAAACCCACCCGGGUAAAGUUCACGCGCAAGAGCAUGCCUGCCACACAAAGCCCAGACGACACCACCAAACAGGAACGACCACCACAACUACCACUACAACAACAGCGGCGGCAAGAACAAGAACAAGAACAACAACCACCCCCUCGACACGUAGCCACUACUCCUACACCAACGCAUCGCAGCGAUCGCAGAUCAAAGAUCAUACCCAACAGCGCCAGCACCAACAGCAGUGAUAACAGCCCUGUCAGCACUCGCAACCGCACAGCAAGCAUCAGUGGCAGCUCUGCUGCAGAUCUCAGUAUGGCACAGGCAGACGCCGACGCUGGCGGCAGCUUCCGCGACAGCGCGCGGGCACCAGCUGCCGCCACCGAUGCUGCUUCCUCUCUGGAGUCCACGACGGACAACAAAGAGGUCGCAGACAGGGUCGGCGAGGUAGUAAAAGUGGCAGUGGAGCAGGCGCUCAGUCAUUUCCGGUACCCCACGGCCUGGGCGCUCCGCUCGCUCUACGAUGACAGCGUCGCCAUGCCUCACGUGAUGGAGCUUUUCGACCAGGUUUUCAACCAGAGGGCAUCCGAGGACUCGCUCGCCGAAUUCUUCCUCAUGAUCAAGCAGAAAAAGCGUGAGGGCAAGAAGGACAACAAGGCCUGCUACGCGCUCGUUCCCCCAUCCACAAACUCGCUUCCCCCGCCCCACAAGCCCAAGCCCGCUCCCUACGGGGACAUGGUCAAGCUGGACCUGGCUAAAAUUGCGUCGAGCCUGGCGACUCUUCGUGCGCCUGCGUCGCCACCUGCCGCGUCUCCCGAGGUGCCCGCUCCUGAUCCAGACGCUCACAAGAGCAAGAGGCAGAAGACUGUCGGUCGGAGCGCCUAUCAGAAGACGCCAACCAAGACGCGCUCGUCGGCAGCGCCGGGCGGCGGUGCAAAUGGCACAAAGACGCCAGCAUCGCGCUGUGGCAAGCGCAACGGCUCCAUUGACGUGGAUAGCACGUCGUCGCUGUCGUCGGCGCCGUCGGACCUCGAGGAUGUAGGGGAGGAGGGGGUGUUUGGCUCGGACGCGCCCGCGCCCCCGUCCCCGACGCCUCUGCCCACUGCAGCCAGGCGAGCGAGAAACCAGGGCCGGCGCUCGGCGGCACAUGCGGAACAGAAGCAGGACAGUCGGGAUCAGGCGGUCGCUGCCGAUGCUGACGCCGCUGUUGACGCUGUCGCUGACUCUGCCGUGGUGGCGGAACCGGCGCGUGCCCAGAGGAGCAGCAGCAGGGCACGGGUGGCGCACCAGCCAAUCACGACCAGCAGACGCCGGUCCAGAAAGACUGCUGCGAACGUGUCACCCACGCCCACGCCCACGCCCACGCCCACGCCCACCCCUACACCUCACAAUAAUCUCGCACCAAACUCUCCGCCCGCGUCGGUGCAUGACAGCAACCCGGCCGACACCCCCGACCAGCCCGAGGCCCGCAUGCUUGCCGUCGCUCCCAAGACGGCUGCCUCCAAGACUGCUGCUGCUGCUGAUGCUGCUGCUGCGAAGAACCGUGACACCCCGGCCACGGCUCCCAGGAGAGGAACCAGGAACAACCGCGACGGCGUCAACAACAACGCCAACAGCGACGCCGCCGCGAACAGCAGCAAGGCAUCCUCGCCGCAACCGCCGCAGUCGGCUCCGCCCAAGUUUGCGAGCAAGACGGGCACGCUGGAUGACGACGAUCCUAAGGCUAAGCUGCGCAGGGACGCUCGCAACAUCACCAACAGUAUCACCAUCUCGGAGAGCUUUUCUCGCCGCGGAGAUAGCCUGAGCGUCGAGCCCGUGAAGGAGUCCUCUCCCGCGCCCGCCCCGGCCCCGGAUGCCGGCGACAGCCUCGUUCCCGACGUGUCCACCCCGACGCCCUCCUCGGGCCAGCAGCUUCGGCGUCCUAGAGCGGCGCACCAGCUGCGGAGCACCAGGUCGGCGCGCAAGCGAUCCCAUGAGGAAGCUGAGGACGACACCUUCUCGCCACUGUCGACAUCGUUCCCGCCGCCGGUUGCCCCUACCCCGUCGUCGACAGUCAACUCUCGUGCUGGAACCCCCGGCCCUCGGCCUGCAAAGAAGGCUCGGACUGGCCUUCGCGUCAAGAACUCUCCUAUGAAGAAGCGGACGGGCCCCUCCGCAGGACUCCCUCGUGCUAGCGGCGAGCGUAGCAGCCCAGCCCCGGCUGGAGCGCCCAACUCUCUGGAUGACAACGACGACUACUGCGCGUCGUGCAGCGGCAAUGGCGAGCUGGUGUGCUGCGAGACGUGCUCGCGGUCUUUCCACUUCAAGUGCGUUGAUCCGCCGCUCCAGGCACCCAACCUACCAGAGGAGUGGUUCUGCAACGUGUGUCUGAGCGAGCGCAACCCCGCCAGCAUGGCCCACCGCUCUGGCUCGUUUCAGUAUCUCAUCACGGACCUGAACAUGCGGAACUCGAGCGCCUUCCGCCUCCCUGCCGAGGUGCGCGACUACUUCGUUGACGUCCGCGCUGGCCCCGACGGAGAGUACGAGGAUGUGCCUCCAGCCGCUCCCAAGACCAAGAGGCGCGGCGGCUACGAGGAGGCUCCCGACUUUUUCCGCGUGCGCGAUCCCGAUGGAAACGCUGUCGUGUGCCACUACUGCGACUCGCCCUCGGCCGCCAACAGGGCCAUCAUCCCCUGUAACAGCUGCAGCCUCUACUGGCAUCUCGACUGCCUGGAUCCUCCCCUGGCCGUGCCCCCUGUUCUGCGUACCUGGAGGUGCCCUGCCCACGUCGACGAUCUCCUGGCCAUCAUGCCCGCCACUCUGGCGCCCGCACACAAGCGACGUCGCGUCAAGGGCGCAUCGGUCGUCCGCCCAGCUUACAGUCGUGGACUGAAGAACAACGGCUACAUCGAGAUUGAGGAUGACGAGUACGAUGACGCGCAGACCUCCAACAUGCCGGUCAACGCUGAUCAGAGGCUGCCCGUCCGUGGACUCGUUCUUGACUUUGUCGACAGUGUUAGAAGCUCAUCCAAGGAUCAUCAUCGGAAGCGUGCCAGAAAGGCAAUUGCGCCUGAGCGGGGCUCCUCGCACACCGUCGACGCCGUUGCUUGCGACCACGCACACACCGCGCCCAGCGGCAGUGACUACUUCGACACCCGCCCCAUUGAUCAUGUCCAGGCGGCACACAGCCUGUCGACCCUUGCCAAUGCAGUAACCGGACCCUCGGACAGUGUCGGUCUCCUUAUCGACGCAAUGCUCGCUGGCGCCGACGAUAACGUCAUCAGCUUGAUGUCGCGCACCAACCCCGUCCACCUGGAGCAGGGCCAUGGGCUUACUACGCUCGAUAAGGUCGGCCUCAAGGCUAUGCUAGCUCGGCUAACCCAGUUGACGGGCCGGGUAGAGCAGAUGAUUGGCACUCCAGACUCUGUGCCGUCGUCGCCUCCGACCCUCAUUCCCGAUCGCGCGAACCUGGACGAGCCGUCGCCCAUCAUCACUGCCGACAGCCCGGCUGCCGUGCCUCAGCUGACCGAGGGGACGGAAAAGUCGACCCCCGAGGUCGAGGAACUCCCUGUUGUCACUCCCGUCACCGAGCUGGAGCCGACGAGCCCCGUGAAGCAGGACCUGGGCUGUGACGAUGUCGACAUGGCAGACUCGAUGGCCACGGUGCCUGACGAGACCGAGACCAUCACGCCGGUCAAGGCCAUGCCUGCGCCUCGCGCUACCACUUUCGCCGACAAGGCGGAUGCUGUGUCCGUAAAAGCUGUCGGCGCCGUCUUGUCGAGCUUUGGAGACUCGAUUCCAACUCCCUCGACAUCCCCAGCCGAGGAUGGCGCCCGGCGAGUCAAGGAGGUGAUCACUACAGAACGCCAGAUGUAGAUGGCAUGGAUAUCGCAUAACUGUCGUCCUUGGGUCUCCAGAGACCUCGAUGCUCUACGCCACGUUCUUCCCUUGUUCUAGUCGAGCUUGGCUGUCCUGUAUCAUGGACACUCGUUUAGUCUUCUCAUGACUAAAGAUCAGGUGCUGACAUCGAACUUUUUUUUUUAAGAACGAACGCUAUGGUGCGAUUUCAAGGGUUGUAUCUAUGGUCCACAUCGGGCUAGCCUUUCUGACCUUCGUCCUUGAUCCAUCGCAUAACAAACUUUCGUCCUUUCUACUUUUACCCAGAACUUGCAAAGCGCGCCUAUCCCUCUGCCUUUUUAGGCUCCUGAGGAUGUUUGCUGCAAUUCACGGUUUUUGUAACAUAGCGUGUACCCUCUCGGUUUUCUUUUCCUUUUCCACUUAACUGCACAGGGCUGAGGCGAACGUCACGUUCUCGUGGUCGCCUUGCACUUCCACGGCCUCGUACUGGUUCUCCCUGAGAACAUGGUAUCUUUGCAUUUUUCGUUUCUUCAUUUCUACUUGUCCUUUUUCUUUUCAACUUCCAUCCCGACCCUUCUCUCUCUUCAUUGUUGCUGUUGUUCUCUUGUUUUGGCAGGAGGACCAUUCAGCCAGUGAGAGAAGGCUUGCUUUAUUUUCGCUUUUUUUCUUUUUCUUUUUUUUCUUUUUUGGUUCCCGCUCACUACUGAGGGUCCGGGGGUGUGUGCCUUGUUAUCUCUUUUUGGAGGCCCACCCAUCCGGCUAUCCCACCCGAGGUUGCUGUUUGUGAGCGGACAUCCCACCUAGACACAAAGAAACGUGCGCGGGGAUAUCAAGAUUUCACGGGAGGAAGAGAUGGGAAGUUGUGUGACGAGCGAAGACGAGGAUUGAGCAGAUGGAUGGGUGGUGGAUAACGAGUCUCUUUGCUGAGGCGGGGAGAAAGAGAAAGCCAUCGCAAGACUGGUCUUUUUAUAGAUUCAUCAGGCUCAGAACCCCCACAAGAGACUCUUCUUGAUUGACUAG